Macrobrachium nipponense is the source of this 1350-nucleotide messenger RNA. Its product is annotated as putative 2'-deoxynucleoside 5'-phosphate N-hydrolase 1. The record is from RefSeq and is a predicted model, not a curated record. Gene Ontology annotation, cellular component: nucleus. Lineage: Eukaryota; Metazoa; Arthropoda; Malacostraca; Decapoda; Palaemonidae. Bases 313 to 807 code for a protein of 164 amino acids. The transcript has 5 exons. Gene Ontology annotation, biological process: deoxyribonucleoside monophosphate catabolic process. Gene Ontology annotation, molecular function: 5-hydroxymethyl-dUMP N-hydrolase activity.
UAAUAUACUCAGUGACCUUUGUGUAACAUGAAUGUAAGAUAUUUUUGGUAACACUGCGUGACGAAGUAGUCCAGUGCCCAUAGGACUAAGGACAGGUUGCGCUGAUAAUUGUUAAGUGGUUGGUUGGUGGACCUGACAACCCGGGUCUGGCAGCCAUACACCCAUACACUUAUUUCUCUCUUUCUCAGCCAACCAACAGACGAGUGUUAAGCGUCGUAAAGUUGCAAACCCGCCAGUUUUGACCACCGAACUUAAACAUUCUUCAAGAUCUGCUCAGGUUACAUUUAAAAGAUAAGACAGGGGCAAUAGAAAAUGGCAACUCAUCGCAAGAUAUAUUUUUGUGGAAGUAUUAGGGCUGGUCGUGAUGAUGUUGAUCUUUAUGGCCGCAUUGUUGAAAUGCUGAAAAAGUAUGGUACAGUCUUAACACCAUUUGUUGCAGACCCAAAUGUUACACAUUUAGGAAGUAAUGAAGGUGAGGCAAAAACUGACCCAGAGAUACAUGAUAGGGAUAUACGACUCUUGACAGAAUGUGAUGCUAUUGUUGCUGAAGUUACCCAGCCAUCAUUGGGUGUUGGCUAUGAAAUAGGAAGGGGAGUAGCUAUGCAAAAGAAAAUCUUGUGUUUAUAUCGACCACAACCCAAUAAAAGACUGUCGGCAAUGAUUCGUGGAGCAGAGAAAGAAGGGUUGUUUGUAACUGAAGAUUAUGAAGAAGAGAAUCUCCCUUCCAUACUAGACAAUUUCUUCAAAAAAGUUGACCAGAGGAAAAGAAAGGAUAGUCUGGACUGGAAAAGUUAUGAGCCAAUGUAAGAUUAAAGUUGCUAAUGUUACAAUAAGAUUAAAGUUGGCUACACUAUAAUUUUUAUUCAUAGAACAUAUGCAUUUAUUUUAUACAACUUCAAUGUCAUGUGAUUGUAACUGAACUUUUUUCGAUGUAUGAUGACCACUAUUUUUAUACAGCUAUUGACCUGGCUAUACAAGCCUUUGAAAUUUUACAGAAAUUUAUAGCACAACCAAUUUUAAACCAAGUUUUAAAAAUCUGUAUUCUAUAUUCCAUAUGGAAGUCUGGAGAAAGUGGCUUGGAACCGCAGUCUGUGACAUUCCAUUUAUUCUAUAUGUAUAAUGGUCACUUACUUUGGAAAAGAAAUAUAUCAAGUGGUACUCAACGCGUGGUUAAAAGAUAAGAAAACUCGCCCAAGGGUGAUAUACCAAGUCUUCUUUCCUGCAUCAUUUAAAUUCCACGUAGUACACUACUCCUUCCUCCUCCAUUUGGUUUUUGGGACUUAAAAGAUGUGUAUACAAUCUUUUCUUUCUACAAUACUCAUGGUUUUCUGUAAUAAACAAUACUGCAUA